AUGAGUGAUCACAAAGUCCUUUUUGAUGAACUUAGGUUCAACAACCAACUUCAGCCCCCUGUUGUGGAUAGAUCUGGGAUUACUGUGAUCAUUUGGGACAAUAACAUCCUUGGUAUCAAUGAUAUUGAUAUUCUUCCCCAAGUUAUUCACGUCUCUAUCAAGAAACAAGGAAUUGCACCUCUGGAUAUUUGCAUUUUGAAGCCUUUGAUUAGAAGAGAGUAUCUUCUCGAGUCUAAUCAAGAUGGUCCUCUCAUUUUUUCUUAUAUAUACACAGAUAAUCUUACAUCAUUACCGCACCCACUAUCAUCUUGUUAUGAAAAUCUCACAAAUAUUGCAUUGGCUAAUGACAAGACUAGAGAAAUGUUGGCUUCUCAGGCACACAUGUGGAACCAUACUUUCAAUUACAUUAACUCCAUGUCACUCAAAUGUGCUAUUCAACUUGGAAUUCCAGAUAUUAUCCACUCUCAUGGCCAGGCCAUGACUCUAUCCAAUUUGGUGGCUGCUCUACCCAUCAACAAUAAUGCUAAGACCCUGGAUUAUAUUUUUCGUCUUAUGCGUUUUCUAAUUCAUGCAGGUUUCCUUAGUCAAACCCAGGUUAAUGAUAAGGAAGAAGAGGGUUAUUUACUUACUCCGGCUUCACGUCUCCUACUUAAAGAUGAGCCUUUGUGUCAAAUCCCCUUUGUGCAAAUGGAACUAGAACCACAUUUCAUGGAUCCAUGGCACUCCCUCAGCCAAUGGAUCAAGAACGGUAACGAUUCUAGUACUCCAUUUGCGAUCUGUCAUGUCAAGCCCCUUUUUGAAUAUGACGAAAAGAAACCAAAGAUUAACCGUCAAUUUAAUGAAAUCAUGGCUAGUGAUUCCCGAUUGAUUAUGAGUGUGGUGAUUGAACAUUGUAAGGCAGUUUUUGAAGGACUGAAAUCAUUGGUUGAUGUUGGAGGUUGCCCUGGAAUUGUGGCUAAAAUUAUUGCCAAUGCACUUCCUGAAAUAGAUUGCAUUGUAUUUGAUCUGCCACAUGUAAUUGAAGGAUGUGAAGGGAGCAAGAACUUGAGCUACGUGGAAGGAGACAUGUUUAAGUCCAUUCCCUCCAUCGAUGAAAUUUUACUAAAGUGGGUAUUACAUGAUUGGGGUGACGAAGGAUGCAUCAAAAUAUUGAAGGAAUGCAAAGAAGCAAUUCCAAGUAAAGAGAAGGGAGGGAAGGUGAUCAUCAUUGACAUGGUAUUGACAGAUCAUAAGCUACAGAAAGGAGACGACAAGUCAUAUGAAACUCAACUUUUCUUUGACAUGCUCAUGAUGGUUCAUGUUUCUGGAAAGGAAAGAAAUCAACAAGAUUGGGCUAAACUCUUCUCUGGUGCUGGCUUUGGAGACUACAACAUUAUUCCUGUGCUGGGAUUGAGAUCUAUUAUUGAAGUUUUCCCUUUAUCUGUAGAAUUUGCUAAAUUAAAUAAAACACCGGUCAAGUGAUGAUGCCACUAAUAACAGGAGCUGCCCUUAAUCUAGCGAAAAAUAUAGCUUUCAUUAUUCCCAUUUCGUGCGUUAUAUAGGAAAAGUUAUUCCUCAUUUCCAUGUCAACAUAAACCAACUUCUUUAUGAUAUUUUCGAUCCUUACUUCA
Capsicum annuum is the source of this 1610-nucleotide messenger RNA. RefSeq names its product trans-resveratrol di-O-methyltransferase-like. Lineage: Eukaryota; Viridiplantae; Streptophyta; Magnoliopsida; Solanales; Solanaceae. The record is from RefSeq and is a predicted model, not a curated record. Gene Ontology annotation, biological process: methylation. Bases 1 to 1461 code for a protein of 486 amino acids. The transcript has 4 exons. Gene Ontology annotation, molecular function: S-adenosylmethionine-dependent methyltransferase activity; protein dimerization activity; O-methyltransferase activity.